Messenger RNA from Panonychus citri (citrus red mite), 4054 nucleotides. RefSeq names its product solute carrier family 4 member 11-like. Bases 149 to 3481 code for a protein of 1110 amino acids. Gene Ontology annotation, molecular function: solute:inorganic anion antiporter activity. Gene Ontology annotation, biological process: monoatomic anion transport; monoatomic ion homeostasis; transmembrane transport. Lineage: Eukaryota; Metazoa; Arthropoda; Arachnida; Trombidiformes; Tetranychidae. Gene Ontology annotation, cellular component: plasma membrane; basolateral plasma membrane. The transcript has 11 exons. The record is from RefSeq and is a predicted model, not a curated record.
CCCAAACUCGAACUUCGUUAAUUUAAGUGCCUUAAAAAUCUGUUGAUUGUUGAGUUUUUUUUUCUCUCUUCUUCAUUUUCGUUCUUUCUUGAGAGAUAUUCUCUUUUUUCUCAUUCGAUUAGUUUUUUAUUCUAUCGCCAAUUCCAAAAUGACCCUUAAACCAACUCGAACUCCUUCUGAUCCCUUACCUGAAGAGGACGAAUCUUCAAUAUCAAUAUCAAUGAUGGAUUCGGAGCCUCAAAUGAGGUCAACAUGUUCACUUCCAAUGUCCGUUAUGGAAUCACAAAGUUCACCUCCAACACGAUCUUCCUUUGUUAGGGGAGGUAAAGUGGGUGGUAGUGUUCAUGGGAAUAGUAGUGGUGGUGGAGGAGGAAGUAGAGGUGGUGUUAGUUCAAGUUCCAUGGGCCAAUCGGGUUCUGUACCUAUUGGUAUGUGUGAAACAAUGGCUAACACCAAUACGAUGACUUCUCCUUCAUCUACGAUUACAAGUAAUUCCUCUUCGUCGAUUUCAAGUCCCCUUGGAGGAGGUUCAGAUCCUAUUGGUACAUCUUCUGGACGAGGGCAGAUGACCAGUGGAGGGCGAGAAGGUGGAGGAGGAGGUGUGACUGGAGGUGAAAGAGUAACUGGUUCAUUUCGUCGUGAUCAUGGAACCAUUAUCUCAAUCACAUCGGCACCACCCACUCCAGCUCAUUCACCAGAUCCUGAUGGUAUCCACCGGUCAACAGGUAAUUUAACCUUAACCUACCGGUCAAGUUCAAAUGGAGCUGGACUUAAUGCUAUUCCUGUUUCUUCAGGUCGUCUAAGUGCUUCAGCGGGUGUCAAUAUAAGUGGAUCAAUGGGUAAUGUAGGUAAUAGUGGUUCCAAUGGAUACAAUUCAUCAACUGGAACAGUUGAUAGAGGAGGAGGUGGAGGAGGGAUCGGACCAGGAGGCCUUGACUCGGGAACAUCUCUUAACCUUGCCGGUUCUCCGGCAGGUAGCUCAACCCUUUCCGCUUCCGGUGGAAUUGGUCGUUCCCCUCGAAAAAGUGUUCAAUAUGCACCUAAUCCCAAUAGUGCUGUUCGUCGGCGAGGUUCAACAAUAACUGGCCGACGAAAAUCUCGUGAACUUAUGCCAGGUCCUAUUCGUCGAGCAAGUCAAGUGCUCAUUAGCCUAACAAGUCCCGAUGGUGCUUCUCUUCACGGUGAAUGUUCUAGACGGGAUUCUCGAAUUGUUCCUCAAAUAACUCUUCUUAAUACCAAUAUACAGAGACUUCCAAUGAAAGAUUUUGGUGCCGAGGUUCGAGCCUCAAUGGAUGUUGACCAAUUUCUUCAACAAGCCGUUUUACUACUUGAUAUUCAAGAAACAUCAUUGGAAGGAAUCGUUGAUCGAAUGGUUAAAAAGGUUCUAGAUUGUAAGGAGCCGGUUGCGACCUUAAAAGAGGCCAAAGUUGCUCUUUUUACCCAUGAAUCGGUUAACCUGUUGGCACGUACUAUUCAAGGUACUUAUAUCAGUGAGGGUGGUGGCUUUGAUUAUGAUCAAUCGUGGCUUUGUGCAAUGUGCUCAAUGCCAUCUCUGCAUAAGCGUCAUGUGGCUAUCGCACGAUUAAAACAUCCUGCCAACAUGGGACGAAACUCACAUGAGGUUCGUUUCUUUAUUUUGGUUCUAACACCAUCCAAAGAAAAGGGUACCAAAAAUGCACUGGAAACGGGUCGUACCUUUGCAACCAUUUUCGCUGAUAUGGAUUUUCGUCAACGUCUUCUAGAGGUACAAUCAGAAGGUGAAUUUAAAAGUUUACUUCUUAAACACGCCCAAGACCUCGCCUCGGAGCAAAGUAAUCCCGUUAGGUCAUUGGGUAAUCAUCAAAAUGAUCUUGACUUUGAUGAGCCCAAAUGUCGCAUUGCUCAAGGACUUUGUGAAGAUUUAAGGAGACGACUUUCCCAUUAUAUUAGUGAUUAUAUUGAUGGUGUUGUUGGACAUCAGACAAUCCAUAAAACAAUAUCAACAAUUUUUUUCCUCUAUUUUGCCUGCCUUUUGCCUACAAUUGCGUUCGGUGUUCUGAACGACAAUAAUACAAAUGGAAAAAUUGGUGAUAUCCGUAAAGCUAUAAUUGGUCAAACAGUGGGAGGAUUGUCCUUUGGUUUCUUUGGAGGUCAACCUUUGGUUAUUAUUAUGACCACCGCCCCUCUAUGCUUGUACAUUAAAGUGAUAUACGGUAUAUGUGAAGGUUUUGGCCUCAAUUUUCAUGCAAUGUAUGCCUGUGUCGGUCUUUGGAAUACCUUUUUCCUCGUCUUCUAUGCGGUAUUUGAUGUAAGCAGGUUAAUGAAAUGGUGUACAAGGUCAACUGAAGAGAUAUUCGCUCUCUUUAUCAGCAUUGCCUUCGUAGUCGAUGCAUUCCGUGAUGUUUAUAAAAAUUUCAAGAAAAAUUACUAUUCGCCAAAAUGUUUGGAACCUAAGCAAGAUUUUAUAUCGCUGUUGACAAACAAUUUUACAAUGAACGAAACCAGUGCUACUAUCGAUAUCGAUGGUGAUGGUGAAUGUCGUCGAGAUGCUACUUUACUUUUCUUACUUUUAAUGUUGGGCACCGUUUGGGUAGCAGUUUCAUUAUAUAACUUUAAUAAAACGCCAUAUUUACAAGCGAGCAAACGAGAACUGUUAGCUGAUUAUGCCCUUCCUUGUGCUGUUAUUUUUCUCAGCUUUGUUGGCUCUUAUGUAUUUAAAGACAUUCCAGUUGAAACAUUUAGAUACAGCAAUACUUUUGAAAUUGGAAGAGCUCACAUUGAGGAGCUUCCAUUAUCUGCUGCCUUCGCUGCCAUGGGACUUGGAUUUUCACUUUCACUCUUAUUUUUUAUGGACCAAAACAUUGCAGCGGCCAUGGUGAACAACCCAUGCAAUAAAUUGAAAAAAGGUUGCGCCUAUCAUCUUGAUUUAUUUGUUGUUGGAAUCCUCAAUGGUUUCCUAUCCCUUUAUGGAUUCCCAUGGAUGCAUGGUGUUCUGCCUCAUUCACCUCUUCAUGUAAGGUCACUUGCCGAUGUUGAGGAGCGAGUUGAUGGAGGACAUGUUUAUGAAAUAAUUGUUAAAGUUCGAGAAACUCGGAUAACGAGCAUAGUUUCACACAUCUUAAUUGGUCUUUCGGUAUUCUUAUUACCUUAUCCAUUGGCCUACAUCCCGACCGCUGUUCUUGAUGGUUUGUUUCUUUAUAUGGCGAUUACUGCACUUUCUGGAAGCCAAAUGUUUGAAAGGAUAACACUUUUAUUCAUGGAACAGGCUGCUUAUCCACCCAAUCAUUACAUAAGACGAUGUCCCCAACGAAAGAUUCAUUUGUUUACAUUUUGUCAACUUGUUCAACUUGGAUUGAUGUGUUUCUUUGGUUUUUCACCUUGGCCCUACAUUAAAAUGGUCUUCCCGAUAGUGAUACUUUUAUUAUUGCCCGUCAGGCAUAAAAUAAUAACUUACGUAAUAGAUGCAAAGUACCUGGAAGCGCUAGAUGGUGAGCACCAAUAAUGAGGAUUUGAUGAUGAUGAAACAAUCGGACAAUGACCAAUCUGCUCAAUCUAAACGAAACAAAAAUCAAUUGGGAAAAUAUUAUUACUAAUUACAACUACUAUUGAAUUGGAAAAGUAAUCAAAAUAUUUACAGCAACAAAGAAACAAACAAAAAAUAAGAAUCAAAAAUGAAAAAGAAAAGUUUCUCUCUCUCUCUCUCUCUCUCUCUCUCUCUCUCUCUCUCUCUCUCUCUCUCUCUCUCUCUCUCUGAUUAACUUUAAUCAUAAUCACCAUCAAUCUCCUGAUCAUCAUCAUAAUCCAUGGGAUAACAUCACCACCUCUUUAUCUUCCUUAUGAACUUUUAAUUUUAAUUAUGAAUGUAAAAUAAUACGAAAAAAAAUCAAGAUAAUUAGUUAAUUCAUCAUUAAUUCGUAGACACACACAACACGAUUCACAUACAGAAAUCAAUGAAUUACCAACUAAUCAACGAUUAAUUGUUGUUGAUUGUUAAGCUCAUUUGUUUGUAUUGUGAGAUACAUUUUCUGUUUACAUCAGCUAAUUUAAAAUAAAAAUUGUUAACAAUCCAAGAAAA